This is a messenger RNA of Zingiber officinale, 1836 nucleotides long. RefSeq lists its product as uncharacterized. The transcript is spliced from 8 exons. Gene Ontology annotation, molecular function: structural constituent of ribosome. NCBI's taxonomy places the organism in Eukaryota, Viridiplantae, Streptophyta, Magnoliopsida, Zingiberales, Zingiberaceae. Gene Ontology annotation, cellular component: mitochondrial small ribosomal subunit. The record is from RefSeq and is a predicted model, not a curated record. The coding region runs from base 28 to 1395 and encodes 455 amino acids.
GUUGCGAAAAACCCUUUCGGCAAAAAAAUGCUGAGAUCUCUCCUUCGCCCUGCCGCCGCCGCCGCUGCGGUGGGGAACAGAGCUUCCAUCCUCCUCCCCGAUCUUCUAUCCGCCUCGGCUUCUUCCCGUUCCUACUCCGCCAAAAAAAAGACCACCGACAAGGGCAAAGCCCGCGUCAAGAACCCCCGCGCCGAAUCAACCGAUGACACUGAUGCCCGUGCUGAAGACGCCUCUCAUAUAUCUGAUGGAAUCGACGACGAGUAUGAGCUUCCAAAAGAUCCCCUCCCGCCUUCCUACGACCCCGCGCUGGACGUUGGCCCCGGCGGCCGCCCCCUCUUCACUAUGACCAACUCCUUUGCUUCGCUUGGAAGAAAAGAAGCAUGCACCUAUGUAGAUUUCAGCCUGGAGGAAUGGAAAGCUAUGUUGCCCGAGGGUUUGCCAAAAGGAAUGACAAAGGAGUUUGAGGACACAAGGCGAUGCGCUGUUAUGGUCAGGCAGAGUUUCCUGGACCUGCGUGAUAAUUUCAGGCGCAUUGUAGAUCCUACACUUCGCUCAGGCACUAAAAAUUGCAAAAAACAGAUUGUCCUGGAUGGUCCUGUUAGCUGUGGGAAAAGUGUGGCACUUGCCUUGCUUGUCCAUUGGGCUCGUAGUGAAGGAUGGCUAGUAUUUUAUGUUCCAAAAGGUAGGGAUUGGACCCAUGGAGGCUUCUAUUACAAAAAUUUGCACAAGGAAUUAUGGGAUACACCUGUUCAGGCAGAAAAAAACCUUCAGGAUUUCCUCAAGUUCAAUGAGGGUCGCUUAAAGCAAUUACCCUGUCAAAUUUUUGACCCCAUUCUUUUAGGAGAAGGUACUGGUGUUGGCUUAAUGAAAGGAGUUGAUUCCAUGGCGAUGCCUGAAGGCUCUACACUAUAUGAUCUUAUUCAAACUGGUAUUGCUUACUCACACGCUGCAGUGGGAGUAUUGGUUCGGUUAAGAGAAGAAUUAUCACUAGUGAAAGACGUGCCUGUACUCUUUGCUAUUGACCAGUACAAUAACUGGUUCACGUUUAGUGAAUAUCAUGAACUUCUGUCAUGGAAGUCUUCUCGGCAGGUUCAUGCUAGGGAGCUUACAACAGUGAAUGCUUACAGAUCUAUGAUGCAUGAUAACAUGAUGAUAGGAGCCUUCUCUCAUUCGACUUCUGUCGGGAAGUUACGCCAAGAACUUCCGGAUGUACCCCUAGGUGCCCGCGUCAUGUUGCCUCGUUACACUUUGGAUGAGGCUGCUACUGUGUGCCAUUAUUAUCUAAGGCAAAGACUCAUACGACGCGAGAGUUUUUCAGAUGAAAAGUGGAAAAAGGUUUACUAUGUGGCCAAUGGAAAUGGAUCAGAGAUGAGAUGGUUGGUUCCUUUCAUCUGAAAUAGGAAAUGACAGGUACUCUUACUACAAGCUGAAGCUUCCGAGUAUUUGAACUUGUUUCCUCUCAUCUCAGAGACUUUCUUCAUUAUUUCCCCUUAUUGCUGCAUCUCUGCAACUCGCCGUUCGCCAUCAAACCAAAAUAUAGCUUCCACCAGCUCAACUUCACCACCGGAGUCAGACAAAUUCUGUAGCAUGACAAAACGGACUUCAUGUUUUUUUUCAGCCUUGUUGGCUUAAUUAUGCAACGAUUUGAUUGAAGAUCAUUAUGCAACUUGUUAUACCCCAAACCUAAUAACGAAAAGCUGAUCUCUUUGUUGAUCGGGAAGUUCCUCUACUGACAUCCUUUCAUCGAUGCAAAAUUUGUAGCAGCAGAUCUGGAGUAUGUAUGCCAAUGUUUUUCUUUGGCUUUGUUUCGUGUUCAUUGUAUCUUUGAAGCUGUCA